This is a messenger RNA of Misgurnus anguillicaudatus (oriental weatherfish), 2998 nucleotides long. The record is from RefSeq and is a predicted model, not a curated record. Lineage: Eukaryota; Metazoa; Chordata; Actinopteri; Cypriniformes; Cobitidae.
ACGACUGAAUGGGUGCUGCUGGUACUGUUGUGCGCGCGCUGUCUGGUGUUUGCAUUUUCACCUAACUUGUCAACGGAGACCAGACUCCUGUCACCAUGUCCAAACCGCUAUCAGACCACGACAAAAGGAAGCAGAUUUCAGUGAGAGGGCUCGCCGGUGUGGAAAAUGUGGCGGACUUGAAGAAAAACUUUAAUCGCCAUCUGCAUUUCACGCUGGUGAAGGAUAGAAAUGUAUCCACCAAACGGGAUUAUUACUUUGCGCUCGCACACACAGUCAGAGACCACCUGGUAGGCAGAUGGAUCAGAACACAGCAGAGUUAUUACGAGAAAGACCCCAAACGUGUCUACUACAUCUCGCUGGAGUUUUACAUGGGCCGCACCCUGCAGAACACUAUGGUGAAUCUGGCACUUGAGAAUGCCUGCGAUGAAGCCACUUACCAGCUGGGUCUAGACAUGGAGGAACUACAGGAGAUGGAAGAAGAUGCUGGACUGGGAAAUGGAGGCCUUGGUCGUCUAGCUGCUUGCUUCCUGGACUCUAUGGCUUCUCUUGGGCUGGCUGCCUACGGUUAUGGCAUUCGUUAUGAGUUCGGUAUCUUCAACCAGAAAAUCGACAAUGGCUGGCAGGUUGAGGAGGCAGAUGAUUGGCUGCGCUAUGGUAACCCAUGGGAGAAAGCGCGUCCAGAAUAUAUGCGCCCUGUGCACUUUUAUGGUAGGACAGAACAUCACCCAGAUGGAGUCAGAUGGGUGGAUACUCAGGUUGUCUUGGCUUUGCCAUAUGACGUCCCUGUACCCGGCUAUAGAAACAACAUUGUCAACACCAUGAGGCUGUGGUCUGCCAAGGCCCCUUGCGAUUUCAACCUGAAGAUUGUGAUUAAUGUUGGUGAUUACAUUCAGGCUGUUCUGGACAGGAACCUGGCUGAGAACAUCUCCCGUGUCCUCUACCCCAAUGACAAUUUCUUUGAGGGAAAGGAGCUCAGAUUGAAGCAGGAGUACUUUGUAGUGGCUGCGACUCUCCAAGACAUCAUCCGGCGCUUUAAGGCUUCCAAGUUUGGCACCAGGGAAGUCGUGCGCACUGAUUUCAGCGCUCUGCCUGAUAAGGUGGCCAUUCAGCUGAACGACACUCACCCCGCUCUGGCUAUUCCCGAGUUGAUGAGAAUCCUGGUCGAUGAGGAAAAACUAACAUGGGAGAAGGCAUGGGACAUCUGUGUUAAGACAUGUGCCUACACCAACCACACUGUGCUGCCUGAGGCUCUGGAACGCUGGCCUAUUGAUCUCUUCCAGACCCUGCUGCCCCGGCACCUCGAGAUCAUCUUUGAAAUCAACCGGCGCCACAUGGAGCGCGUGUCCUCUCUUUACCCCGGCGAUGUGGACCGCAUGCGCCGCAUGUCUUUGAUUGAAGAGGGCGGGCAGAAGCGAGUCAACAUGGCGCAUCUGUGCAUCGUUGGCUCUCAUGCAGUGAACGGUGUGGCACGUAUUCAUUCUGACAUCCUCAAAGCUACCGUAUUCAAAGACUUCUAUGAAAUGGACCCUAACAAGUUCCAGAACAAAACCAAUGGUAUCACCCCUCGCCGCUGGCUGGUAAUGUGUAACCCCGGUCUGGCUGAGGUCAUUGCAGAGAGGAUCGGAGAGGACUUUAUUCGAGAUCUGGAUCAGCUGCAAAAACUUCGUAAUUUCGUCAACGACGAGGCAUUCAUUCGAGAUGUUGCCAAAGUUAAACAGGAGAACAAGCUGAAAUUUGCUGUGCAUUUGGAAGAGCACUACAAAGUUAAGAUCAACCCCAACUCCAUGUUUGACAUUCAAGUCAAGAGAAUUCAUGAGUAUAAGAGACAGCUGCUUAACUGUCUGCACAUCAUUACCUACUACAACCGUAUUAAGAAGGAUCCCAACAAGCAGUGGACCCCAAGAACAAUUAUGAUUGGAGGAAAGGCUGCUCCAGGUUACCACACAGCUAAAAUGAUCAUUCGUCUCAUCACUGCUAUUGGUGAGGUGGUCAACCACGACCCAGUUGUGGGUGACCGCCUCAAAGUCAUUUUCCUGGAGAACUACAGGGUCACCCUUGCAGAGAAAGCUGUCCCUGCGGCUGACCUGUCCGAGCAGAUCUCCACAGCCGGCACAGAAGCUUCUGGAACAGGCAACAUGAAGUUCAUGCUGAAUGGAGCUCUGACCAUCGGUACCAUGGAUGGAGCCAAUGUGGAGAUGGCAGAAGAGGCAGGAGAAGACAACAUCUUCAUCUUCGGCAUGAGAGUGGAAGAUGUUGAUGCCAUGGAUGCCAGAGGAUACAACGCAUCCGAAUACUACAAUCGUAUUCCAGAGCUAAAACAGGCCAUUGACCAGAUUGCAGGAGGCUUCUUCAGCCCCAAACAGCCAGACCUCUUCAAAGACAUUGUCAACAUGUUGAUGCACAAUGAUAGGUUCAAGGUAUUUGCUGACUAUGAAGACUACAUCAAAUGCCAGGAGAAAGUCAAUGCUUUGUAUAAGAACCCCAAGGAAUGGACCAAGAAGGCGAUCCACAACAUCGCCGGUUCUGGCAAAUUCUCCAGCGACCGCACCAUCUCCCAGUACGCCCGUGAGAUCUGGGGUGUAGAGCCCACCCUGGAGAAGCUCGCUGCACCUGACGAUCCAAAAUAAACCUCCUAUCCUGACCUAUCUCCAACCAAGAGCAACUGUAUGAUCGAUUGCUACACCUUCAAGAAUGCAGCUAUGCCUGUCUUGGACAAAGUUUAUAAUGCACACCAGCCAGUCAAUUUUCAAUCUGUAAUGUUUUGCAUCAGUCACUGAACAAUCAAUACAUUCAACAAACUCCAUCAAUGUUCAACUUGUAACGUCUACAAAGUCAUCUUUGUCAGCAAAAGCUCCUUUCAGUGGCAGCUGUGAUGAAUGAGGAUCUUGAUAACUCUUAAUCUAUGAAUUCAGUACUGUGUUCAUGGUCUCACAUGCAAUAGAUUUCUCCCCAAUGUAAACUGUUAAAAAAAUAAAAUUCAGUUUAAGCCAUUCUUAUA